ACGUAGCACUAAAAAUGUGUAGUCUAUAUGGAGCAAAUUCAACAAGGUCUAUUUGGAUAAAGGCAAGUACAUAUAUAAAUAUUGGUAUUAUAACUUCGUUUAAUUAUAAUGUGUAUAUAAUUCAGACUCGUGGCCAAAUGUUUUGGGAAGUCAACUGCCAGGUUCAUUCAGAUGCGUUUUUUAAAAACAACUUCCGAAUGAAGCGCAAUUCUUUUAUUAAAUUGUGCAAUAUGUUGAAAGGUUUGGAGAAGAAAAACACUAACUACCGCAUUGCUAUUGCUUUAUAUGCUCUUGGCUCUUCAGCAGAAUACCGAACAAUUGGAAAUAUGUUCGGAAUUGGUAAAAGCACUGUCUGCUCCAUUCUAAUUGAUUUCUGUCAUGAAGUCUGGCGUUGUUUGUGGCCUUUGUAUUUGAAGAAAUUCCCAAUGAACGAAAUUCAAUUGCGCGAGUAUUUAAAUGGUUUUGAGUCAUUGGGUUUCCCUCAAGUGUUAGGAGCUAUAGAUGGUUGUCAUAUAGAAGUUCCCCCAGCUGCAGAAGAUGCUGUUGACUACUACAAUUACAAAGGCUGGUAUUCCACAGUUCUUUUGGCUUUAGUAGAUGCAAGAUGUCGCUUUAUAUACAUCAACGUUGGUAGUCCAGGCCGUUGUAAUGACUCUUCAAUAUUUGAGAGAUCAUCUUUAAAAAGCGAGUUGGCACAAUCUACUAUAUUUAAAGACAUGAGUAAACAAAUAUCGUCAGUUAAUGUUCCAGUCGUUUUGUUGGGCGACUCUGCGUCCAAAUUUGAUGAACAUUUGAUGAAACUGUACCCAUUUUGUGUAAACCAACCUUUGGAUAAAAAAAAAUUCAACUAUAUACUAUCGAAAUGCCGAAGAGUAGUGGAGAAUGCUUUCGGUCAUUUAAAGGGAAGGUUCAGACGGAUUGGAAAAGGCUUGGAUAACCACAUGGCCAACACGAAAAUCGUCAUUAAAGCAUGCUGCGUUUUGCACAACUUUUUAAAUGAGGAAAAUGAUAAAAUUAAUGAAAAGUGGAUUGCAGCACAACAAAUCGAAAACGAAUCUCGGCAGUUGCCAGAAGACGUCUCUAACAUUUGUGGAAAUGUCAACCCAAGAGCAGAGGAAAUAAAACAAGCGUUCGUUUCGUAUUUCGGAAGUCGAUGAAAGCAUCCCUCACUUCUUUUGAAUCCACGCGACGUAGAAGGUCCAUCGCUUGGGCUUGGGAGCGGCGGCUGUCCUUCUGCAUCGUCCUCAAUGUAAAUUGGUUCCAUGUCAACUGAAAAUAGAAGAAACAAAUAAAAGUGUAAGGAAACAUUCCAUAACCGUUUUUCAUUUUAUUAUGAAUAUUGGAAUCUACUCCAAUGCGCUUAAAACUUACCCACAAU
Bactrocera tryoni is the source of this 1378-nucleotide messenger RNA. RefSeq lists its product as uncharacterized. Bases 15 to 1157 code for a protein of 380 amino acids. The transcript has 4 exons. NCBI's taxonomy places the organism in Eukaryota, Metazoa, Arthropoda, Insecta, Diptera, Tephritidae. The record is from RefSeq and is a predicted model, not a curated record.